AUGCUGUCGUUGCAGACCGAUCAUCGGCAAUUCAAUUUGCAGCAGCAGCAGCAGCCACCACAGCAGCUGCAGUUGUUGCAACAGGUUUCUAGGAUUCCCUACAAUGGAGAUCAGCGUGAAGAUUCGUUGGCUUCGUCGAAUCUGAAGCUCUCUCAGCCCUUGGAAUCAUGUGACGUUGAUGAUGAUGUGCUCUUGACCCUAGCUCACCAGAAUUACAAAGCUGGGAGCUAUAAGCAGGCAUUGGAACAGAGUAAGGCUGUCUAUGAGAGAAACCCACUGCGCACUGAUAAUCUUCUUCUAUAUGGUGCAAUAUAUUAUCAGUUGCAUGAUUUUGAUAUGUGCAUUGCAAAGAACGAAGAAGCUCUUCGAAUCAAUCCACAUUUUGCUGAAUGCUAUGGGAACAUGGCAAAUGCUUGGAAGGAAAAAGGCAAUAUUGAUGUUGCCAUUCGCUAUUAUCUGAUUGCUAUUGAGGUUGGCACUUACUUCUGUCUUUAUACAUGUCAGCUUCGUCCCAAUUUUGCCGAUGCAUGGUCAAACUUAGGUAGUGCAUACAUGCGUAAAGGAAUGCUUAAUGAGGCAGCCCAAUGUUGUCGCCAGGCUCUUGCAUUAAAUCCUCGGCUGGUUGAUGCUCAUAGUAACCUUGGGAAUCUGAUGAAAGCUCAAGGCUUAGUGCAAGAGGCAUACAAUUGCUAUGUUGAGGCUCUUCGUAUACAACCAACUUUUGCCAUUGCUUGGUCCAAUCUUGCUGGCCUUUUCAUGGAGGCAGGUGAUCUUAAUAGGGCUAUGCAAUAUUACAAGGAAGCAGUUAAGCUCAAACCAACAUUUUCAGAUGCCUAUUUGAACCUGGGUAAAGUUUACAAGGCUUUGGGAAUGCCUCAAGAGGCUAUUAUGUGUUAUCAGCACACUCUCCAGGCCCGUCCAGACUUUGCCAUGGCUUUUGGCAAUUUGGCAAGUAUAUACUAUGAGCAAGGCAACCUGGAUAUCGCAAUAUUGCAUUACAAGCGAGCCAUUGCUUGUGACGCUGGAUUCUUGGAUGCAUAUAUUAGUUUGGGUAAUGCACUGAAAGAUGCUGGCAGAGUUGAGGAAGGGAUCCAUUGCUACCGUCAAUGCCUUUCUUUGCAACCUAGCCACCCUCAAGCACUUGCUAGUCUAGGACACAUAUACAUGGAAUGGAACAUGAUGAGUGCUGCUGCACAAUGUUACCAGGCGACUCUAUCUGUAACAACAGGGCUGUCUGCUCCUUUUAACAGUUUGGCAAUAAUCUACAAACAGCAGGGUAAUUAUGCCGAUGCUAUAUCUUGCUACAAUGAAGUCCUCCGAAUUGAUCCUUUGGCAGCUGAUGUGCUUGUCAAUCGGGGAAACACUUACAAGGAGAUUGGAAGAGUUAAUGAAGCGAUGCAAGACUAUUCACGAGCUAUUGCCAUCCGGCCAGCCAUGCCUGAAGCCCAUGCAAAUCUGGCUUCAGCUUAUAAGGACAGUGGUCAUGUGGAGGCAGCUAUAAAAAGUUAUAAGCAAGCAUUGAAUCUACGCCCUGAUUUUCCUGAAGCAACUUGUAAUCUUUUACAUACAUUACAGUGUGUGUGCCAUUGGGAUAAUCGAGAGAAAAUGUUUGUUGAAGUUGAAGUGCUCCUACGAAGACAGAUUAAGAAUUCAGUUAUUCCAAGUGUGCAGCCUUUCCAUGCAAUUGCCUAUCCCCUUGAUCCAAUGCUUGCACUUGAGAUUAGUCGAAAAUAUGCUGCACACUGUUCUGUCAUCGCUGAGCGGUAUUCGCUCCCUCCUUUCAGCCAUCCUUCACCCUUACCCAUAAAGGGCGGGGGUAGAAAUGACCGAUUGAGAGUUGGAUAUGUGAGCAGUGAUUUCGGUAACCAUCCCUUAUCCCAUCUUAUGGGUUCAGUAUUUGGGAUGCACAACAGAGAAACUGUUGAGGUAUUCUGUUACGCUUUGAGUCCCAACGAUGGCACUGAGUGGAGGCUGCGCACACAAUCAGAAGCAGAGCAUUUUGUGGACGUGUCAUCCUUAUCAUCUGAUAUGAUUGCAAGGCUGAUCAAUGAGGAUCAAAUACAAAUUCUUGUCAAUCUCAAUGGCUAUACUAAGGGGGCUAGAAAUGAAAUAUUUGCAAUGCAGCCUGCUCCCAUCCAGGUCUCAUACAUGGGAUUUCCAGGAACUACAGGGGCAGCCUACAUACAAUAUUUGGUCACUGAUGAGUUUGUUUCACCAACGCGUUUUGCACAUAUCUACUCUGAGAAGCUUGUCCAUCUUCCUCAUUGCUACUUUGUAAAUGAUUAUAAGCAGAAAAAUAGAGAUGUACUGGAUCCCAACUGCCAACCGAGGCGAUCAGAUUAUGGAUUGCCAGAGAAUAAAUUUAUAUUUGCUUGCUUCAAUCAGUUGUACAAGAUGGAUCCUGAAAUUUUUAGUACUUGGUGCAACAUCCUGAAGCGUGUCCCCAACAGUGUACUUUGGCUUCUUAGAUUUCCUGCUGCGGGUGAAACAAGGGUUCGCGCAUAUGCUGUUGCACAUGGUGUGCAACCAGACCAAAUUAUUUUCACAGACGUUGCGAUGAAGAAUGAACAUAUCAGACGCAGUUCUUUAGCAGAUCUAUUCCUUGACACGCCACUAUGCAAUGCGCACACCACGGGCACAGAUGUCCUGUGGGCUGGUCUGCCUAUGGUGACCCUUCCCCUUGAGAAAAUGGCGACCAGAGUUGCUGGUUCUCUAUGUCUUGCCACUGGAGUUGGGGAGGAUAUGAUCGUGGGCAGUAUGAAAGAAUAUGAAGAGAAGGCAGUGUCACUGGCACUAAAUCGCUCAAAGCUCCAGGACCUUGCUGACAAGCUCAAGGCGGUCCGUAUGAGCUGUCCUCUAUUUGAUACGGCCCGCUGGGUGACGAAUCUCGAGCGGGCGUAUUGUAAGAUGUGGAAUCUAUACUGCUCUGGACAGCAUCCUCAGCCCUUUAAAGUGACUGAGAAUGAUUCUGAAUUUCCAUUUGACCAUUAGAACUAGGGAGAGAGACGGGAUUGUAGAUAAAGCAAAAGAGAAUGUAGAGUUAUUAUUUCCUAGACUAGGUUGGUUGCUCUGGAUGACGCGACAGUGGUGUUGUGUGCUAAAUAUGUCAGUUUGCACCGUAUUGAUACCCUUGGGAUUCACCACCAUGAGGCAUACAGCUUCCAUUUCAACUGAUUCAACUCUAUUAAGUUAAAGAUGAUGAAGGUGGCCUUGAUGAUUGCAUUUGAUAUAUUUCUUUCAUCAUCUUGAGAUGCAUGCUCAGUCGUUGUUUCUCUUCCAUCAGUGGCCACAUCUCAGGCAUUCAAAAGAUGCUACACCACUCGGAAAGGUACGGUUGGGAUUUAGAGGUGCAAACUGGAUGUUGUAGGGGGUGGGAGGUCCAUUUUCUCUACGUCAUUUGGGUCGGUCCACCUUUUUUUUUUUGGG
This is a messenger RNA of Ilex paraguariensis (yerba mate), 3426 nucleotides long. Lineage: Eukaryota; Viridiplantae; Streptophyta; Magnoliopsida; Aquifoliales; Aquifoliaceae. The record is from the annotation of a GenBank genome assembly.